Molecule: messenger RNA, 3320 nt
Organism: Chenopodium quinoa (quinoa)
Lineage: Eukaryota; Viridiplantae; Streptophyta; Magnoliopsida; Caryophyllales; Amaranthaceae
Exons: 10
Coding region: 345-3320 (991 amino acids)
Biological process (GO): proteolysis
Molecular function (GO): cysteine-type peptidase activity
Source: RefSeq, a predicted model, not a curated record
UGAUAGAUUGCUUCUGAUCAUGCUAAAUCGACAUCUACAUGACUUUCUUGACUGUUGAAAAGUGUACUUCUAGUCUGACAUAUGUGCAUGGUUAAUUUGACUCUGUACUGGAUUUUGCUUCAAAAUUUCUGAAUUAGGCCUGUUUUGAACUUGAAUCAAGGUAGCCAGAAUUCGAGGAUUUGGAUACCUUAGUUUGAUCUGAUUUUCACUGCCCUGACCUGACCUGAAUUGAUUUUUUUAUUCGUAAACAAAUUGGUUGUCAAAAGACAUAAAUAUGAAUAUGACCUGAACUUGUUCUAAACCAAACCAAAAUAAACUGAAUCUUUUUGGAGGGGUGUUGGACUAUGUUAUUUUUGAAGUUUUGUUUUAAAAAAAGGUCACUAUGCCAUAAAAAGAGGCAACUACUUUGGUUUCUUUUGUUUAUCUUUUCGUAUGUCUUGUUACAGGGUGCAACAAGGAUUUUCAUUCGAUUUGGAUUAGAUUUUAUUCCUAUGGUGAGAACUAGAGGUGGUGCUACUUUUAAAAAAAGGAGAGGCCUUCGUAGCUCAACAGGAGGAGUUAAAUUGAAAGAUACAGGAGCAUGUAUCAAUCUCGAUCAUGAAGAUGAAGAGCAUAUUGAUGGUGGAAGCAAAAUGAUCGAUGAUGAUACUAACAGAGAUAAAGAUGCUUGUAUUGAAAAAGGAUUGAAAAAGAAAGCUAUCACUAAGAAAAAGAAACCUUCUAACAUUGAGAAUGCUAUACCUUUGUCAACUGUGAUGAAAGGAAAGAAGGGGAAUGAGUCUUCUUCUUCACAUGCUAUUGUUUUGCCAGCUAAGAAGAGAAAGUUGGAUGAAAAUGAAGGUCUUAAAGUGAAGAAAGUGAAGGCAAAUAAUGAUAAGAACAUUGUGAUUCAUAGGCAAGAAUCUGCAAUCAUAGAUAGUGAUGUACAUAUGGUGCAACGAGGAUUUAAAACACGUUGCAGGCCAUUUCAUUUAGUAGAGAUGAUUAAAACUUUUUCAGAUGAUCAAAUCAAGGCUGUUAAAGAAAUUGGCUUUGGAGGUUUGUUAUCUUUGAAGGUGAAACGAACUGCAACUGAUAUGCUAUCAUGGUUGGUAGAUUGUUUUGAUCAUGGUAGCUGCAUGUUUACUAUUGAUGGUAAAAAAGAUUUUGUUGUGACUGAAUUUGAUGUGUAUGAUGUUUUUUGCCUUCCUUGCAAAACAUCUAAGAAAGUUGAAGAAAUUUCUCGUUGUGCUAAUGUCAUCAACCCUGAUUAUGAUUUAAAGGUUAAAUGGAGGUCUCAUUUUGGUCUUAUGGGUGAGAAUGAUCAGAUUCCUUUGGGUUUUUUGGAAUCUAAGAUCCCUUUACUAGUAGAUGGCGGGGAAGAAUUCAGACAGCUUUUUAUCAUGCAUGCUUUUUCAAGUUUUUUAGCACCUACGUCCAACAGAACUGUGGAUUUGAGAAUUGUAAAAUGUUUGGUUGAUGUUAAUCAAAUAAGAAUUUAUAAUUGGUCAAAAUAUGUCUUAGAUAGACUUUGUGAAGCCGUGAAGAGCUACAAAGAAGGAAAUAUAGAAUGGUUUUGUGGUUGUGUUUUGAUGUUAGAGAUUAUCUAUUUUCAUCGAUUGAGGUUUAGGAAUGUUGUGUUAAAUUCUACAAUACCUUUAAUUCAACAUUGGACUGAUGUGGAUAUAAGAGAUAGAAUUAGAAAUGAAAAGUUGUCCAAGGGUUUUGGGUGUGGAAUUCUUGAGUUUGAUACAUAUCCAGUGAGUGAGAAGUUGCAAUUUGAGGAUGGACAAGUUGUUUGUAAUCAAUUCAAGGAAGCUCCUGUGAAUCAAACUUCUGGAAAAGAAUCUGUUGUUUAUGAAGGUGUCCGUAGCAAUGUUAAGGGUGUUAUUCAGUUUGAGCUACCUGCCAGUUCAAUGUCUAAUGAGGAAAUCCGUUCAAUUGCUAUUGAUGAAGUUUAUGAGAAGUUUUUGCUCAUGAAAAGAGAUUUAGAAGUGGUAUCUAACUUCUACAUGAAUGAGUUGAAAGUGUUAUUUCAGACUCGUAAAUCUAAUGAUGCUUCAACUUCGACACCUCCAAUGUCCCAAACUGAUUUAUUCUUUAUGAAUCCUCGUGUUCAUGAAAUUGUUGAUGAGAUUGUGUCUCUUGUAAAUUGGGUAAGCAAAGUGCCUAAUGGUUUGGAUGAUGAUGAUAUUGAUGAUAAUGGUGCACCUGCAAAAGAGAUUAAUGUUGUAGUUGGUGAGGUUCCAAGGAUAGGUUUUGAGCAUGUUUUGAGUAAUGGAAAAUCUAAAUGCUCCCUUGCUAUGGAUGUUAGUCUCUUUGGUGAUAAAGUUACAUAUGUAACUGAAUAUAUGAAGUCAAGUAAUAAGGAUAUGAAGGUUUUGGAUGCAGUUGUCCAGGAACUUGUUGACUACUGCAUUAGUGAUUAUCAUGGUUUCGAUCUCAAUGAGGUGUUGGUAUCUUUUGGCAAACCAUUUGAGAUUACAAGGAAUGAAUUCCUUUCAUUAGGUGCACCGGCUAUUGCUAUAUCUUCUGUUAUUAUUGAUUGUUGGGCUAUGUUGCUUAAUGAAAACCAGAAGAGUAGUGCACAUGGACCUCAAAAAACUAUAUUUUGGUGUUUCUCAAAGUUCACUAUGAUUCAUAAAUUAAUUUCACUAUGCAAUGAAAACAGUCACUAUGUAAUGCAAGCUUUUUUACUGAAAGUUGCAAACACAGAUAGUAACACACAAGACAUUGACAAGCUAUUUGACAUUUGGUCAAGAUGGUUGUUCAUUCCUUGCAAUGAUUUUGAUAUUGCAAAUGUUGAGUUGAUAUUUGUUCCUAUACUCUUGAAUGAGCACUUUUUCCUAAUUGUUGUGAAUUUGAAGGAAGAAAAGCUUCAGUUCAUUGAUAAUAUGAGUUAUGAUACAAAGUACAUGAGUGAGGUUGAGAAGUUCUCUGAUGUUCUGAGUGAUAUGCUGAGUACUUUUCUUGAUCAACGCCUUCCUCAAAGUAAUGACUCAGUGAAGAACAUGAUUGAGUAUACUUUGGAGUCACCUUCUGUAAAUUGGAAGUCUGGAAAACAGAAGAAUAAUGAUAGUGGCAUUUAUACUAUGGUCAGCAUGCUUUACUUUGAUGGAGCUGAUGUGUUCGACUGCGAUGUUUUGAAAACGGUUUCAACUAGACGGACAUUGAGAGCUCAGAUUGCUGCUACUCUGGUAUUAUCUGAUAUGAACAUUGUUAGAGAUGAAGUUCUUGAAAAGCUAUCUGAAUUCAGAUUAAUAAGGAGUCAAGUUGCAAAAGAUGUUUUUGAUGGGAUUAAGAAGAAAACAAAGCAAGGUAAAAAGGAAAAGAAAGUAUAG